AUGAGGACAGGUUCAUCUUCUCUAAAUCCUAAUGCGGCAGCUUAUGUGCCCCUCUUCAAAAGAGGGGUUUCAAGUGCAAAUAGUGAGUUGAACAAUGGAAGUGAGUUCGUUUGGUCAGGUCAACAGCCGAACACUUUAUUGCCUCAAUCUCAAACCCAUGGCCUGCAUGUUUCUGCUACCCAAACUGGUGAAGGUUCUAGAAGGAAUACUCAACAUGGUGGUGGUGAAUCCUUUGCUUCAACCUCACAAUAUCCUAAUCCGAUACAGCCGAGCUUUGAUGAAGAGUUUGACAUGGACUUGGCUUACCUUCAGAUGACUUUUCCUGGGAUAUCAUUCGAGUCUCUUUCUGAAGUUUAUUUGGCUAACAGGUGUGACCUUGACUCUGCAGUAGACAUGCUACAUCAACUAGAGGUCUACCCUGAUGACUCAUCGGACAAGCUUCCGGACACUUUGGACAUUGGUGACGUGUCGGAACCUGCGACAGUUGGCAAGCCAUCGUCAUCACAGAAAGCAAAGAAUCCAUUGGCUGACGAAUCUCGGGCUUCGUCUUCUGCUCCAUCAAGCAUCUCCCCAGCAAGCUAA
This is a messenger RNA of Striga hermonthica, 582 nucleotides long. Lineage: Eukaryota; Viridiplantae; Streptophyta; Magnoliopsida; Lamiales; Orobanchaceae. The record is from the annotation of a GenBank genome assembly.